Mesocestoides corti is the source of this 654-nucleotide messenger RNA. The record is from the annotation of a GenBank genome assembly. Lineage: Eukaryota; Metazoa; Platyhelminthes; Cestoda; Cyclophyllidea; Mesocestoididae.
AUGAACAUCUUCCGAUUCCUGGGCGACUUUUCGCACUUUGUUGCUAUAAUUAUCCUUUUGUUGAAAAUAUGGAAAACCCGUUCAUGUGCAGGUCUCUCUGGCAAAUCACAGUUGGCGUUUGCGAUCGUCUUUAGUGCACGAUACCUAGACUUAUUUACAUCAUUUAUCUCAGUGUACAACUCAGUUGCAAAAGUCGUCUUCAUUGUCUCAUCUUUCGCUACAUUGUACCUAAUGUAUUUCAAGUUUCGCGCUACCUACGACAGUAACCAUGACACAUUUCGACUCGAGUUCCUCGUUAUCCCCUGUGCCGUGCUCGCUCUUAUUAUAAAUCACAGAUUUUCCGUUUUUGAGAUUCUGUGGACAUUCUCGAUCUACUUGGAAUCAGUUGCCAUUCUGCCUCAAUUGUUUUUAAUCUCAAAAACAGGCGAAGCAGAGACAAUCACAUCUCACUACCUAUUUGCGCUGGGUUCUUAUAGAGCGCUAUACAUUCUCAAUUGGAUAUACCGCUAUUCCUUCGAAGGUUACUUUGAUUACAUCGCCGUUGUAGCCGGUGUCAUUCAAACGCUGCUUUAUCUUGACUUCUUCUACUUAUACGUUACUCGAGGUAAGUCUUAUUCAAGAAUUAACCACCCCCUCACUAUUUUUAGUACUUAA